GAAAAGGCGGACGAUGGGUUUCUGCCACCUUCUACCUUUCCGUUCCGACUGACGCUAUCAGUAGGUAUUGGUUGUGCCGAGAAGUGGCAUUGUUCACUACUACUUACUGCCGCUAUUCCACUGCUCACUUACUUUUUACCUCAUCCCCAUCUUACAUCCUCUUAUUCUCCGACAAACUAAUUGAAUAUAUAUCACCAUCCUUCGCUUCUCUGGACGGUGGUUCUGUGAAGACCUUUGAUUUAAGCCCCUCCCUCCCCUCGGUCCACUCGCCGAAACUACGUUCUAAUGGCUGAUGACACCGCUACGGCGGAGGACUCUCCCGUCACCUUCAAUAUCAAGUCCUCGAAUGAUGCAAAAUUCACCAUCACUCUUCCAUUGUCUGCGCUAGUGUCAGAGUUGAAAGAAAAGCUUGCGACGUCGGAAUAUGCGGAUACUCCAGCGGAGCGUCAGCGCUUAAUCUACUCGGGAAGAGUGUUGAAAGAUAAUGAAACCCUGGCUACAUACAAGAUCAAAGAUGGACACACCAUCCACCUGGUAAAGAGUGCUGUUAGCAAUCAGCGUCAGGCCGGCACCUCUCAGACUGCCUCGGCCUCCACGCCGUCAGGCACCUCUGCUACUCCAGCCACUGGCGUCCCCACAAAUCUUGCGGCCGGCACAGGCAACAACCCACUAGCCGGUUUGACCGGCGCACGAUAUGCUGGUUUUGCGCAACUUCCAGGAGCCGGAAUGUUUGGCCCAGAUGGUGGCAUGGGACCCCCUCCUGAUGCCGACUCUAUGCUCCAUAUGCUCGAAAACCCACAAUUCCAGUCUACUAUCAAUGAAGCUUUACAAAACCCAGCGAUGAUUGAUAUGAUGAUUCAACAAAACCCCAUGUUGCGCGAAAUGGGUCCCGGCGUGCGGCAAAUGAUGCAGAGCCCUGAAUUCCGCCGUAUGCUCACCGAUCCCAAUUCGCUUCGCCAGGCGAUGCAACUUCAGAGAGCCAUGGGUGGCGGCGGUGGGCUUGGUGGCGGUAGCGCAUUUCCUGCUCCUGGGGUCACAAACACAACACCAGAGGAAAGCCAAACCGGCCAAAAUAACAACGGCGCUACUCCUGCCUCUGGCGCACCCGCGUUCAACCCAUUUAUGCCUCCGGGCCUUGGAGCUGGUAACCCUUUUGCUGCCCUUUUCGGAGGUAAUCCAGCAAUGGGUGGCGCAAACCCGCCCAGUGCAUCAACUGCGACGGGUACCGGUCAGACUGAGACUGCACAGAGGGCCGCUGGAGAUGCUGCUGGGGGAGAUGCUACCACCGGAGAGGGUCAAAAUCAACAAAACGCUCAGAAUCCUUUCGGGCUCCUUUUCAACCCCGCCAUGCUCGGGGCACAAGGCGGUCAGGUUAACCCUUUCAAUCCCCAACAAAAUCCCUUCCUUCGCGAUCCCGCUCUACUAUCGCAGAUGAUGCAGGCAAUGGGUGCACCACCAGGAGAGGCUGGCGCAGGUGGACUUGGCGCCAAUCCCUUGGCGGCGCUUCUCGGAGGCGGCGGAUUUGGGACACCCCCUCCACAGGACAACCGGCCACCUGAAGAACGGUAUGCGGAACAGCUUCGCCAGCUCAAUGAUAUGGGCUUCUAUGAGUUUGAGAGGAAUAUCGAAGCGCUGCGACGAGCAGGUGGUAGUGUACAAGGCGCAGUGGAAUAUCUGUUGAGCCAUCCUUCUUGAGUUCUCCUACCGAUCUGUAAUGGCGUGUUGGCCAAAUGGCCUUCUUUCGUGGAGCGAUUGUUUUCAUUGACGGCUUCUAAUUUAUGACUACCCUGGCUGCAUACUCUUUCGGAUAUGAUAUAGGGGAUGCUUGGAAGGCUUUCGUGUAGGGAAUGUCUCAUGACUUAGCAGAAAGGGCGUUAGUAUAGCAGAACUUCAUGUUUUUUGAUGUUAUGAUAGUAUAUUAACAGGGGUGUCUCGUAUACUGGCAUCUCUUUGUCGGGCGUCUUCCCGGUCACGGUUUAGGGUGACUUUCGGCGAUAAAUAGCUAUGAAGAAUGUAACUUGUUCCACGAAGGGCCCUGUCCUGUAGGUGAAUCCCGGUGGUAUGAGGGACAGUCGUCAUGAUGUGGAGUCAACACGACCUGAAUUGUCGCAUUCAGAUGGGCGGCGGUGAGAUUAUCGUUUUGGGAAUGGACGCUAAACCUAUUGUGGGCAGAAUCGGCCGGACUGUUCGAUGCCACUGGAUUGAUGGGUCCCCGUUCUGAAUCUCCCCUGCAAUCGACGACUACUUUAACUACUACUAAUUGCUGCUAUCCUGUCCACAUCCACCCCUGACACCUCCCCCUCCCUCGUCCUUAAAUUAUUAUCUAUCUGCUUCUAUUCGAUAGGCAUUUUAUGCCGAUUACACUCGUUACAUCAACUCGAACUGCUAUAUUUCGGACUUU
Messenger RNA from Aspergillus pseudonomiae, 2401 nucleotides. Its product is annotated as ubiquitin domain-containing protein DSK2. Gene Ontology annotation, molecular function: polyubiquitin modification-dependent protein binding. The coding region runs from base 286 to 1695 and encodes 469 amino acids. The transcript is spliced from 2 exons. Lineage: Eukaryota; Fungi; Ascomycota; Eurotiomycetes; Eurotiales; Aspergillaceae. Gene Ontology annotation, biological process: ubiquitin-dependent protein catabolic process. The record is from RefSeq and is a predicted model, not a curated record. Gene Ontology annotation, cellular component: cytosol.